AUGUCUGGGACAACUGCUACAAGCGAUACGAGCACGAGCGAUCUGGGGGAUGACGGGAGCUUUGUGGAAAAGUAUAUCUGGGUGAUCGUCAUCGCUACCGUCCUCAUCCUCGCUUCAGGCCUCACCUGCGGCCUCCUUCGCAAAUACCACAAACGCGGCCGCAUGACAGUCUGGUCUAUGCGACCGCACUGCCGGGAAUGCCACACCAAGCUCGCUAGCAAGAGCACGAGUACGAGCGCGGGCGACUAUGGGCUGCAUAAGCUGUGGUGCUGCAAGGCGAAAGUGUAUUGGUGUGAUGAUUGUGAUAAGAAGGCGAGGAAAGAGGGGUAUGCUUGA
Messenger RNA from Cryptococcus wingfieldii CBS 7118, 336 nucleotides. RefSeq lists its product as hypothetical. The record is from RefSeq and is a predicted model, not a curated record. The transcript is spliced from 2 exons. NCBI's taxonomy places the organism in Eukaryota, Fungi, Basidiomycota, Tremellomycetes, Tremellales, Cryptococcaceae. The coding region runs from base 1 to 336 and encodes 111 amino acids.